Harmonia axyridis is the source of this 4402-nucleotide messenger RNA. It is a transcript of the gene Ythdf, whose product is annotated as YTH domain-containing family protein 2. Lineage: Eukaryota; Metazoa; Arthropoda; Insecta; Coleoptera; Coccinellidae. The record is from RefSeq and is a predicted model, not a curated record. The transcript is spliced from 10 exons. Gene Ontology annotation, molecular function: N6-methyladenosine-containing RNA reader activity; mRNA binding. Gene Ontology annotation, biological process: mRNA destabilization. Gene Ontology annotation, cellular component: cytoplasm. Bases 193 to 2055 code for a protein of 620 amino acids.
GGUGCGCAGUAGAUAUAGUGGUGGUAAUGGUGUUUCAGAUCCAAACGCCAUUGUUGGACUUGAAGCUUUUCUUUAUAUAAAAAUUACUGAAGAAAUAAGUGAAUUAAUUAGGUGAACAGAAACUUUAGUGUAAGUGAAAAUUUCGUGAAGGGAUUUUUAUUUAUAGUAGUGAAACAAUAGAAAGACUGGUCAAUGUCAGCAGGCGUGUCAGAACAGCGGAUGAAAGGACAAGGAAAUCAAGUGUCCAAUGGCCCUAAGGAACAGUUAGGAGCAGGUGAAGGAGCCAGUGGCUCAGAAGAAUUUGAACCAUGGAGAUCUCAGCAACAAAAUUCAGCUGCUCAUACCCCUUAUGGAGGCUCAGUACCAAUCUCCAGUGCAACAGAUAUUUACAACAUGGGUACAGCAGGUUAUUAUGGAAGUGGGGGAACAUACACCUAUCAAGGAUAUGGAGUUGGAGAUGGAACUUGGUCAAAUGGGACAGAUAUGACAUUUUUAGGAGGAUAUCAUCAUGAAUCUUAUUCUAUGGAGGGUAUGUUUGGACCAUCUACAACAUUUUCAACUCCAGCUUUUGGCCAACCAUCUUCUUUCAACUAUUUUCACAGCAACGGUGACUACAAUACAUGGGGAAGUCAAUUGGGAGGACAGAGGAAGUACGAUGAGUACUAUCGAGACCCUCAGAACAUGUAUCCUCCCGCUAUGACCGACUCUGCGCUGAAGGGUGUCGAACAGGGAAUGCAAAAUUUAGAACUGAAAUCUUCUGACGGGUCAAAAGAUUCUCUGGGCGGCCAGAAAAAGGCCACUUGGGCGAGUAUUGCCAGUCAACCGGCCAAACCCCAGUUAACGGUGCAGAAUCCCGGUCUGAAGAAAAAGGGACCUGGAAUGCCGCCCGGCCCCAUAGUCCCCGGCAAGCAUAACAUGGACAUUGGAACCUGGGACACGGGAAAAAGUGCACCCCCUCAAUUGCCGAUUGUCAAUCAGUUAAAUCUUCAACAGAACAUCCCGAAGGCAGUCAAUCCGGGAUUGACUGUAAGGCCUGUCUGGAAUGGACCCCCAGCUGCUAGACCUGCUCCUCCUCCAUCGGCUCAAAGACCAGGACCUCCUCAGCAUCAACAUCCUAUGCAGAGCUACCAACCUCCCACAAUAAUGCCUCCACAUUUACCGCCUCCUGUAACUAUGCCUACAACUGGACAUAUGCAGGGCAUCAUGCCUCCUAACCCGAUCCCCAUGAUGGUGCAACAGCAGCAGCAGCAACAACAACAGCAGCAGCAACAGCUCACGCACCCAGUCCUGGACGAGCUGCGCGUCAAGAACAACUACAACCCCACCGAUUUCGAUCUGAUGGCCCCCAACGCGCGUUUCUUCGUGAUCAAAUCGUAUUCGGAGGACGACAUCCACCGUUCGAUAAAGUACGAGAUCUGGUGCUCGACGGAACACGGCAACAAGAGGCUGGACCAGGCCUACAGGGAGCGCGAGGGCAACGGGGCCGUCUAUCUGUUUUUCUCGGUGAACGGUUCCGGUCACUUUUGCGGCAUGGCCCAGAUGGUCUCGCCGUUGGACUACAAUUCUAAUAGUUCGGUGUGGUCGCAGGACAAGUGGAAAGGACAGUUCAAAGUUAGGUGGAUUUACGUGAAGGACGUUCCCAAUGUUCAGUUUAGGCAUAUCCGUCUGGAGAAUAACGAGAACAAGCCAGUUACUAAUUCCAGGGACACUCAGGAGGUGCCGCAUUCCAAGGGCCUGAUGGUACUACGCAUAAUGCACUCCUUUAGAAAUACCACUUCUAUAUUUGACGAUUUUGUGCAUUACGAGAAGAGGCAAGAAGAAGAGGACAAUAGGAAGGUACCGACAAGUAAGGAUGGACACGACAUGAUUCAUAGAGAGCAUCAUAACAGGGAAAGGGGGGAUAAUCACAGGAGCGGUGGUCGAAAUCACGAUCGUGACAACGAGAGGGACAACCACAGGCCAUCUGGACACAGGCACAGUGACCAUCAUGUGCCGCAUCAUAAGGACCGAGGAGAAAACAAUAGAGGCCGUGGUGGAAGAGGAGGGCGCAAUUAAUAAAAAUUAAAAAAAAAAAAAUACAAUUAACAUGAUGUUAUUCUUGAAAAUACCUGUCAUGGCUGCUCUUUAUUGUAGUGUUAUCUAGCUUGUUAAUUCACAUAGACAUGAUUAUUAUUGCAAUUAUCUGUUUUUCACCUACGAUUCCCUGGUAUAUAUAAAAUAAAUCAUUUAUUUUCAUGAGAAUACUCAGCAGGAAGUGUUGAAAAGUAUCUUAAUGAAAAUUUAUAUAUAUAUAUGUUUCUUGAAAUUAUCUUCAAUGAUUGCACUUGGAUAAUUUCAUGAAAUAAGGACUUGUGUGUCUGUGCUAACUUUGAUCUUUAUUUCUGUUAAUCGCAUUAACCUUCUUGUUCAACAGUAGAAUAAUUUUUCAUUUAAAAUCUGUUUUUUUACUGUUUCAUUUAUAGGAAGUGAGCUGAAUAGUAGUUUUUAAAAAUUCUUCCACCUUCGGAGAUUAAAUUCAAUGUAUGUGAAAUUCGCAUUAAAAUUUUAGCUUUCUUUUUAUGAAUGAAGCAAAACCAAUGAAUUGGGUCUAUGUGAUGUUGAAAAGCAAAACUAAAACUUUUUUCAGUUGAUUAUGUAUGGGUUAAACAUUGUUUUUAAAGUGGAACGGUACAUGGAUAUGAUUAUAUAUUAAUAUAGUUCUAAAUUUUCAAAGCGACCCCAUUUCUGACCACUCUUCGGAUUGAAUCAAUCAAAUAACUUGAACAGUGCAGUGUUUAUUUGUUUUUCAAUGUGGAACUUUCAAAUAAAUUGAAUUGUACUAUAAAACGGACAAUAUCAACUAUAGUGAAAUCUAAACUGAAAGUGUUUUUUCUGGACAAUUGUUUAAUUGAAAAUUUUGGAAGUGAUCAAGGACUGUUUCUUCUGAUGGUUUAGAACAUACCAAAUUGGACGCUGUUCUGUGAAAAGUGAACUUUGAAGCUGAAGGUUUCUCCAAAAUAGUGAACACAUCGGCCGAACCUUCUAUAUUCUUCUCAUUAGAUCGUAUUUCAGUUAUUUCCACUUGAUUCAAUAUGGUCAUGAACUUUUUAUGCAAUUUAGAAAUAUUUGUUGGGGUGAUGAAUAGUUUAAUUAAUGAUAAUGACUAGGAAUUCUGAGGCUAUGAAAAAGAUUGUUCUUUUCCAAAUUUUAAACAAAUUCGUUUUAAUGAAAAUAAUGUAAUGUAUAGAAAUAUAUGCUUAUAUAAGUUACUAUGUUUUCAAUCAUUAAAACUCUUUACUAAAAGUUAUUUUCAAAUUGGAAGUGUUUUUAGGGGAAACUUUCCUUUUUGGAUUAGUAAAAAUAUACUCCUUAUUUGAAAUGUAAUGUUAUAUCCAGUUGAUACCUACUUCAUUUAUAAUUUGGGACCAAAUCGUAUCUUGAUUUGAAUGUAAAUUUUUUGAUAAAUUAUUCAUAAAAUUCAGUAAUCAGUUUCCAAUAGUUAAUUGUGAAGUGUUCUUGUUCUUUGAAAAUCAUCCAUAGGGAAGAAAAAGCAUACUGUAAAAAAUAAUUAGUUAAAUUCAGAAUACAACAUUGUCUAGAAAUCAUUUUUCAACAUGUUCAUUAUAAUUAAAGUUGCAAUAGUAGAAAUCAUUACUUCAAAAUCUUAUGUACAUACAAUAAGUAAAUUUUAUUUCGAAGAAAUGAUUGAAAAAUUAAAUUUUGAUCUUUUUGCUUAAAACUGAAAAAAGGGUAUUUUUGUAUAAUUGAAAAUGAAUUUAUUCGAUGUUGAAAUAAAGAUAAUCGAUUAAUUUUUUCGUUUUUCGAAGGCUAACUUUUUUUAUGAACUACACCUUAUACAACACCCAAGCAAGUUUUCAACGUCAUCUGUGUGACAUAAAUUAAUUAAAUUAAAUAUUGAUUGGAUGUAACUUGCAGAUGAAAAUCUUCAAAAUCAGAUAAUAAGUUGAAGAAUAAAUUGUUAUCAAAUGAAUUAUAUAUAAUUAACUAAUUAUAAUUAACUUUUGGGUUCAAUUGAAUGUUAAUGAUUUGAUUCCAAGAUGAAUCUAGUUCAAAUAGUUAAUAUUCUGAUAAAUCCUGGAUGUUCAGACAGAAAUAGAUGAUUUUGGGCUUUUAGUCAAUUUUUUUACAUCUCUGACAUUUGUUGAUAACUGUAAAUAAUUUGUAGAAAAACUGGAUUAUCAAAAAUUUCAGGUUGGAUUUCUUUUUUAUAUGUAUAUUGUUAUUGAAACUUGGCACUAAGAAUUCCGUAGUCUUGUUUUCACUGUGCCUAAUAUGUUAUAUAUAAUUAGGUGUUUGUCACCUUUAUUGGUGAGCUUGUGAUUGUAUUUGAUUGACAUUCGUGAUCCGAAAGUGGACAAAUCUUUUGUUGAUAAUAUCAAUAAAGCAUCAGAACAAAUUAAUA